This is a messenger RNA of Morus notabilis, 1349 nucleotides long. RefSeq names its product probable N-acetyltransferase HLS1. Lineage: Eukaryota; Viridiplantae; Streptophyta; Magnoliopsida; Rosales; Moraceae. Gene Ontology annotation, molecular function: acyltransferase activity, transferring groups other than amino-acyl groups. The record is from RefSeq and is a predicted model, not a curated record. The transcript is spliced from 3 exons. The coding region runs from base 37 to 1278 and encodes 413 amino acids.
CAGAGAAGUUCCUUUUUGUCUGUCUUGAAAAACAAUAUGGUUGGAGAAGUAGUUGAGAAAGUCUUAGUGAUAAGAGAAUACGACCCAAAAACAGACCUCUCUGGCGUUGAAGAUGUUGAGAGGAGAUGUGAGGUCGGUCCCAGUGGAAAACUCUCUUUGUUCACCGACCUCUUGGGUGACCCUAUCUGCAGAGUCCGAAACUCUCCUGCUUUUUUCAUGCUGGUAGCCGAGAUGGGGGAUGAGAAAGAGAUGGUGGGGAUGAUCAGGGGUUGCAUCAAAACCGUUACAUGCGGGAAAAAACUCUCUAGAAAGGCUAAAAACAACAAUAGUGAAACUAUUGCCAAAGCCAAAGCUCUCCCCGUUUAUACCAAGCUUGCCUACAUACUUGGCCUCCGCGUUUCCCCUUCUCAUAGGAGGAUGGGAAUAGGGUUAAAGCUGGUGCGUGGAAUGGAGGAGUGGUUUAGAGAAAAUGGGGCUGAAUAUUCCUACUUAGCAACCGAAAACGACAACCAAGCUUCGGUUAACCUCUUCACCCACAAAUGCGGCUACUCCAGGUUCCGUACACCUUCGAUUCUCGUCAACCCCGUGUUCGCUCACCGAGUCAAGGUCUCGUCCCGAGUCACCGUCAUCCGACUCAGUCCCCGCGACGCCGAGUCAAUCUACCGGACUCGCUUCUCCACCACCGAGUUCUUCCCGCGAGAUAUUGACUCGGUGCUCAACAACAAGCUCACCUUGGGGACGUUCCUGGCGGUGCCACGCGGGUCUUACUCGGCCGAGUCGUGGAUCGGGUCGGAUCAGUUCCUCGCCGACCCGCCCGAGUCGUGGGCCAUCCUCAGCGUGUGGAACACCAAGGACGUGUUCACGCUCGAGGUGAAAGGCGCGUCGCGCGUGAAGCGCACGCUCGCGAGGACGACGCGCGUGAUCGACAGGGCUUUGCCGUGGCUGCGGCUCCCGUCGGUGCCGGAUUUCUUCAGGCCGUUUGGGCUGCACUUCAUGUACGGGCUGGGAGGGGAAGGCCCACGCGCGGGCAGGAUGGUGAGGGCGCUUUGCGGACAGGCGCACAACCUCGCGAAGGAGCGUGGGUGUGGGGCCGUGGCGACGGAGGUGUCCAGCCGAGAGCCGCUCAGGUUAGCGAUACCGCACUGGAAGAGGCUAUCGUGCGCCGAGGAUCUAUGGUGCAUCAAGAGGUUGGGGGAGGACUACAGUGACGGCUCUGUUGGUGACUGGACAAAAUCACCUCCUGGCUUGUCCAUUUUUGUUGACCCCAGAGAGUUCUAAAUUUCGUAAGGAAUCCAACAAACUAGCUCGAAAAAAACAACACGAGAGCUAGAUAGCCGUAACCCACAAAA